AUGGCCACAAAACAGCAUUGCAGCACGAUAACACGUUUACAAACCAACAAAAUAUCUUAUAUUGAUUCUAAUGCAUUCUCAGGCCUGAUAAAAUUACAAUCACUAGGACUAUCAAGAUCAUAUCCAUUAAAGCUUUAUAGCAAAAGUAAAUUAGCUAGCAGUGGAAGGAAGGCCACAGUGAUACAUAGCUUGGAUUUGACCAACAACUUUCUAUUAGAAAUAAGACACCUAGAGUUUGGGGACUGUAGAACCCUAUUUGUAAGGAAUAACAAGCUAAAGAAAUUAGAUUUUAUAAGAUCACUAUCUCAACUUAUUGUGGUAUCGUUAACAUCGAAUCGUAUAACAUUCGUAAACGUUCAAGAUUUUGCAAAAUUAACAAGUCUGAAAGAGCUGCAUCUGCAACAUAACCAAAUAUCGGAACUUUAUCCUAUUUUGAAAGGAUUGCAAAACAUACGAAUAUUAAACUUAAAUUCUAAUCGCAUUGAAGAUAUUGCAAAGAUCUUUAAUGUCACAUUACCGUACCUCAGCCAAUUCGAUUUAAGUAAUAACAAAGUAACCUUGUCUGAUCAAGACGAAUUGGGAUUAACUUUUCUUGAAAACCUCAAUUUAGCUGGAAACAAGAUUACGUACUUGAAUUGCUCAGGAUUGCCUCCUGUACUCAGAUCUCUAAAUUUAGCAUAUAACAAUAUCCUAGAAUUUGACGGCAACUGUGAUCGCUUAUUCUAUCAAGUCACUAAAAUUGAUAUGAGCUACACCAAUCUGAUUGCAAAUGGAAUAGAUGUGCAGAAAGACUUUCUAGAUAAAUUGAAUUUAGUUAACGACUUAGAUGUAAGCGAUAAUCCAAUAAUAUUAAACACCUUCGUAAGAGAUUUAUAUGAACGUGUCGGGCCAUUUCUAAUUGGGAUUCAUCUAAAUAAAUGCAACAUUUCAGCCAUCCCAGAAAAAGCGUUUGCAUUUGAUUAUCUUAGAGUUUUAUCAUUAAAUGGCAACAACUUACGUGAAUUUGAUAUGUUUGAUGUCUCUGGCAACGAUUUAAAUUUAAUAACGGAACUGUAA
This is a messenger RNA of Trichoplax adhaerens, 1056 nucleotides long. RefSeq lists its product as uncharacterized. Lineage: Eukaryota; Metazoa; Placozoa; Uniplacotomia; Trichoplacea; Trichoplacidae. Gene Ontology annotation, molecular function: protein binding. The coding region runs from base 1 to 1056 and encodes 351 amino acids. The transcript has 15 exons. The record is from RefSeq and is a predicted model, not a curated record.